CUGAGACACUUGUGGGUCCUUUGUGUUGUGUGCUUUGUUCCUUCCUUCAAGAAAGUAAGACGGACCCGAUAAAUAAUUCGGUAUCCAACUAAAACCGACCCGAACCGAACCGGACCAGUCAACCCGACCGACCCGAUCUUUCUUCAUUUCGACUGAUCACCAUUGAUCCCCAAUCGCUGCUACGAACAGAGCUUCGGCGGAAAUGGGAAGAUGAUGACGUUCUCCAAUGGAUUGAUUCGAAUCUUUUGACUCAUCGACCCCAUUUUGAAAACUCGCAAUACCAUUGAUUGAUCAGUUUUCGAGUCGAGGUAAUUUUGAAUCAGGCGAGACACUCCAAGUUAGGAUCUUUGCUUCGAGCUUUUGUGCGAUCGAUCUAAAAGGCUAUAUAAGAUGGUGAGACCAUCGGAUUUUAAAGCAAUUCAAGGGUUUAUUCGGCUGCAUUACACUCGGGUCAACCCUGUCACCAUUGGUCGAUCAAACCCAUCAGCUUUGUCUUCUCCAGCUAUUCCCUCCAAUGGUGUUUCUCAGCUUCAGCCUAAGUUUAGCUUUCACAGCUUAUCUUCGAAACCCACUUCCACAAACGUGGGGUUAUCUCAGAUUCUGUCCUCUCCUAAGCUCAAUCCUAAGUUGCAGCAAGCUUUGGGUUUGCCUCGUGUGAAUGUGAGUUUUGCAUCGUCGUUUAGAUUGGUCUCCAAUAAGAGCUCUGGAUUUCGAAAGAUUGAUGGGAAUUUUGCGAGGAAGGUUGUUGAUAAGCCUGUCAAAGCUGUUAGUUCUACUUUUGCUAGAUACCGUGAGGCUAUUGGGUUGCACGUUGAUGCAUUUUGGAAAAAGAAUAGUCUUGUUGUGUUUGGAGCUGGAGGUGUUUUUGUAUGUAUUUUCCUGUGGAGGAUUAUGUUUGGAAUUGCUAGUACAUUUGUUGGCCUCUCAGAGGGCAUGGCCAAGUAUGGGUUUCUUGCACUUUCCUCAGCCAUCGUAGCAUUUUCUGGACUAUACCUCCGCUCAAGGUUCACAAUUAAUCCCGAUAAAGUUUAUAGAAUGACCAUGAGGAAGAUCAAUACUGCAGCUGAAAUCCUAGAAGUUAUGGGUGCUCCUCUGUCAGGAUCAGAUUUACGAGCUUAUGUGAUGUCAGGCGGUGGCAUAACAUUUAAAAAAUUCAAGCCAACAAUUAGGAGCAAGCGCUGCUUUCUUCUAUUCCCUGUUCAGGGUUCUGAGAGAAAGGGCCUUGUUAGCGUUGAAGUUAAGAAGAAGAAAGGCCAGUAUGACAUGAAGCUUUUAGCGGUAGAUAUUCCAAUGGCGUCUGGUCCCGACCAACGGCUAUUUCUGAUUGGCGAUGAAGAAGAGUACAGGGUUGGUGGUGGUUUAAUCUCUGUGUUAAGAGAUCCUGUUGUGAAAGCCAUGGCAGCAACUAAGGAGUUUGAUAAUCUUGAUAGAAUCGAAGAGGAAGAAGACGCUGAAAGAGAACUUGAAGAAGCUGAAAGAAAGCACCGUGAAGAGAUCGAGAAGCUCGAAAAAGAGGGCUCAUAACUCGGAUUUUCUUCCCCAGAAAACUUGACGACGUUUCUUCUUAACUGGAUAUAAAAACAACACCAUGAAUCUUUUUCAAAACCCAGUUUUUUUUGUUGCUAACUUUCGAGAAAUAAAUUUCCCUGGCUAUGUUUAUCAGAGGAUGCUAUUGUGAAUUUGUGAUUAUUGAUUCUUCAUACAAGAUGUAUCUCUUUGUUUCUAACU
Messenger RNA from Arabidopsis lyrata subsp. lyrata, 1728 nucleotides. RefSeq lists its product as uncharacterized. Lineage: Eukaryota; Viridiplantae; Streptophyta; Magnoliopsida; Brassicales; Brassicaceae. The transcript is spliced from 3 exons. The record is from RefSeq and is a predicted model, not a curated record. Gene Ontology annotation, cellular component: intracellular membrane-bounded organelle. The coding region runs from base 391 to 1524 and encodes 377 amino acids.